AGUCCGGCCGAUCCCGCUCGUAAUUUGUAACGACGACGACGACGGCGCGAACUUCAUUUGGAAAUUUGGUGAAUUCACUUCUCUCAGCAUUCCAAUGGUUUACUUAACUUCCUGGGACGAGUUUGUGGAGCGAUCCGUUCAUUUGUUCCGUGCCGAUCCUCACUCUACGCGAUAUGUCAUGAAGUACAGGCAUUGUGAUGGCAAAUUGGUCCUCAAGGUCUCCGAUAAUCGGGAGUGUCUGAAGUAUAAGACAGACCAAGCACAAGAGGCAAAGAAGAUGGAAAAACUUAACAAUAUAUUCUUCGCAUUGAUGGCCCGGGGACCGGAAGUGGAUCUAUCAGAAGUCACUGGCAAAGAACAAAUGGAAGCACAACCAACCAAAAAAGGAAGAGGAAGGAAGCAGUAAACUGAAUAACUGGCGUUUCUGGUUGACUGGAUGUUAAACCUCCCAUUUCUCAACUCCUACUAAUGUUUUACAUGAGCUUUCCCAUCUUUAGUGUCGUAGAUGCUACUGUGAAGUCUCAAUCAGUUUUGUAUUCUGAAUGCAAUGCUUACCUUGACAGCCAUUUCCUAAUUCCUACAAACAAGGGUGCCUUCCUCGAAUUUGAUGGCAAAAGUGAUUUUCUACUUUUCUUACUUUCUUGCUCACUGGUACUCUUUUAUGGCUCAGUUCUUUUUGGACAUAAAAGCAAACCAAUUUAAGUGUUGGAUCGUGGGUGUAAAUGCAAGUCACGCGUAGUUUUUACUUUUUACUACUUCCAUGUUAAUCUAAUCUGGAGUUGCAUUGCAUAUUAUACUUGACGGUUGAUCAAUCGGAUAAUGUAUCAAGUUUGAAUAAUAGUUGAAGUUCACAGUAA
This is a messenger RNA of Neltuma alba, 857 nucleotides long. Its product is annotated as signal recognition particle 9 kDa protein-like. The record is from RefSeq and is a predicted model, not a curated record. Gene Ontology annotation, molecular function: 7S RNA binding. Lineage: Eukaryota; Viridiplantae; Streptophyta; Magnoliopsida; Fabales; Fabaceae. The transcript has 4 exons. Gene Ontology annotation, cellular component: signal recognition particle, endoplasmic reticulum targeting. Gene Ontology annotation, biological process: negative regulation of translational elongation; SRP-dependent cotranslational protein targeting to membrane. The coding region runs from base 95 to 406 and encodes 103 amino acids.